GUACGAGUCUCUCUCACCCACUACGCCGUCUGGCCACAACACGCACAAUUGUGCCGCUUUGAGGAUAUCUUCUCAUAACCGCUCCACACAAUAAAUAACCUCAUGGCGGACCAAGAUGGAGCAGCAAGACUUCACGGAGGACUACAGUGGCGGAGACUUCCAGGAGAAUGGAGCUGGGGCGACGGAAAGCCAAGAACAGAGUGGCGAAAGCCAUGCCGGGAAUGUACAGGAUAGUGGAGCUGCUGACGCUCCAGGCCGGGACGACGAUAGGAAACUUUUUGUUGGUGGACUAAGUUGGGAAACUACAGAGAAGGAACUCCGUGAACACUUCAGCAAGUAUGGUGAUAUUGAAAGUAUUAAUGUUAAAACAGACCCCAAUACUGGCCGAUCAAGAGGAUUUGCUUUUAUAGUUUUCAGUGUAGCAGAAGCUGUAGACAAGGUCAUUGAUGCAGGUGACCAUGUCAUAAACGGAAAGAAGGUUGAUCCUAAAAAGGCAAAGGCCCGUCAUGGUAAAAUAUUUGUUGGUGGUCUCAAACCAGAAUUAACAGAUGAAGACAUUAAAAAAUUCUUCACUUCGUUUGGCAAUAUCAUUGAUAUGGAAUUACCAUUCGAUAAACAAAAGAGCCAGCGCAAGGGAUUCUGCUUUAUCACCUUUGACCAGGAAGCUGUUGUCACAGACCUCUUGAAGACUCCCAAACAGAAUAUCAAUGGCCAUGAAGUUGAUGUAAAGAAGGCAACCCCCAAACCAGAUUCCAUGAUGAGAGGUGGCAUGCGUGGGGGCAUGAGAGGCCGAGGUGGUAUUCGAGGUCGAGGCAGAGGUUGGGGACAUGGAUGGAACCAGGGAGGCUAUGGCGGAUACAACCAAGGUGGCUAUGGCGGUUAUGGUGGAUAUGGUGGCUACGAUUAUGGUAGUUAUGGAGGCUACAGUGGCUAUGGGGACUACGGCUAUGGAGGAUAUGGGGGUUAUAAUGAUUAUGGUUAUGGCUCUAGUAACUAUGGCUAUUACCAGGCGGGCAAGGGUACGGCGGGGGUAAGAGCCAGCACGGGCGGCAGCAGGCGAGGCACCAGCCGUACUGAUUGGCGUGAUCAAGGGUACGACUACAAUGCUACCGCCACCUGGAACAGCGGAGACACGUACUAACACCAAUCAUCCUCAGUCCUCAACUCGUCAGUCUUCUACUACUGCUGGCUCUUAUGACGGUAUGCAAAGCCAGACAUGAAGAUUUUAGACUAUGGUAUAACAAGCUGAUCCCGCAGUGUGGUAAAAAAGUGCUGAAGGCUUCAGUCCGUGGGAAUUCGACAAGCCCUGAAACUUGACUGGUCACAAGGGCCUUUUCCAGCGGAUUAUGGAGCCUUCAGUGUGAUAGACUGUGGCGGCUUUUUAUGUGGAAGUGGUGUUAGUUAACUUUGGGUGUGUGCCUGCUGUGGGGACGAUCACAAUUUAGAGUCGGAAUUUAUUAGUGACUGCCAGGCAGUGUUCCUGUGAAAAUGGAAGUUUUAGUAUCUUUUUAUUGAAAAAAAGAGCAAUUAAAAUCCUUGUGUUCUGUUGUGAUUAUGAGUUCGUGAUGAAUUUUGUAAUGUGCACAUGGUAACAUGUUGACCAAAAUUUUCAGGAAGUGCUUAAAUUUGUAUUAUUUUUUGUACUUGAAACCAAAAUACAUAGUAGGUAUU
Molecule: messenger RNA, 1671 nt
Organism: Homarus americanus (American lobster)
Lineage: Eukaryota; Metazoa; Arthropoda; Malacostraca; Decapoda; Nephropidae
Product: RNA-binding protein squid-like
Exons: 6
Coding region: 116-1141 (341 amino acids)
Biological process (GO): regulation of gene expression
Cellular component (GO): nucleoplasm
Molecular function (GO): RNA binding
Source: RefSeq, a predicted model, not a curated record